Molecule: messenger RNA, 1576 nt
Organism: Mollisia scopiformis
Lineage: Eukaryota; Fungi; Ascomycota; Leotiomycetes; Helotiales; Mollisiaceae
Exons: 3
Coding region: 321-1475 (384 amino acids)
Source: RefSeq, a predicted model, not a curated record
CUUCCCUUUUGUCCUCCCCUUCCCGCUCCUGACUGCUUCCUCUCCUCUCUUCUCUCUACCAAGAUUUGUCUUGACCACUACAGUCCUUACGGUCGUUCAUUGCAAGAGAUUUACUUUCAUUUUCAAACUUCAGUCAUUCUUUACGAGAGAUAUCAUUGCGGAAUCGACUUUCGCUCAUUAUACCCAACUGUCCAAAUCUGCUCACUCGCUUCACGAACCAGUCUUUACGACCCCUACACGAACGGAAAUAUCAUUGUUAGAGAAGCAUUGACUGCUGAGGAAACUUAAGGAAGAACCUGCUCGUCCCAAUACAUAUCAAAAUGCAGUUCACUGUUGCAUCUGUGGCCCUCUUCGCGGCUUUGGCCUCCGCCCAUCAGCAUGUCCCUCAACAUUUCCACCACCGCCGCCAAUACAACACCACGGCUCCUCAAACUACUUUGACCGUUUUCGCUACCUCUGUCCACACGAUUACCUCUUGCGCUGCCUCCAUUACUGAUUGCCCAGCUCGCGCAUCGGAGUCUACCAGCGAGAUGGUUGUCACUGACACUAUUGAGGUCUUCACUACUGUCUGCCCUGUUGCCGAGGCCGAAUCAGCCAGCUCCUCCAUCCUCUCCUCAUACUCAUCAGCCGUUGCUGCUUCAAGCACAGCUGCUGGUGUUGCAUCAACAACCUCUUCGUCUGCUCCUUUUGGAACUGGUGCCGUUGGUGCACAAAGCUCUGCCCUCGGAGUUGCUUCAUCAACUGCCGCUGCUGUUACCUCUCCAUCCGUUCCCAUAGGAACUGGUGCUUCGGGAUCUCAAGCUACUGGUUCAAACAGCGGAUCCGAGAGCGUGGUCUUGACCUACACUCUUGGCUCAGGAACCAGCACAACAGUCGUUACCACCACCAUUAAGCACACCCAGACCGCUACUGUCUACGCCACUCUUCCUGCAUCUGGUGCUGCUGGUGCUUCCGUUAGCGCAGUUGAGGGUGAGGCUGGUACUUCAACCGAUGUCACCACUACCCUCACUGGUACAUCUACCUCUACCCGCUACGUGACUGUUGUCCCAGCUUCAGCCUCAGGAGCCGCUGGUGCUUCAGGAACAGCUGCUCUUGGAGCUGCUUCCGGAGCCGCCGGUGCCUCAGGCUGUGUCCCCGUCACCGUCACAGUCGCUAUGUCCACUGUCACAGUCACCGAGACCGCAGCGGCCGCAGCAGGUACCGGAUCCGGCUCAUCAGGAGCCAUCAGCUCCGCCGAAGGAAACAACCUCGCCGCCUCCUCCUCUGCCAGCGAAGUCACCAUUCUCUCCACCGCGACCGUCCUCCCCGUCCUCUCGACCUCCGCUCCCUACGGAAACGGCACCGCGGCCACCAGCACCAAGAAGAAGUGCUCCAGCGUCUUGCCCUCCUCGGGUUUCAUUUCCAAGGCCAAGGCUACGGGCACUGCGCCCAUUGCUAGCGCGACCGGGUACGCUGACAAGAGAUGGUAUCUGUAAAUCUUAGGCGGAGUCGGGUGGUCAGAGCUCACAUAACUUUUAUUUCUUAUUCUUUAGACUUAUUUUCUUGUGGAAUUACUUUACCCUUUUGAGGGGAUGGA